AUGGUGAAUGUAUUAGGUGCAGAUACACUGCGUGCAAUGGCAACAGCCGAAUCAGAUAAUAGUCUGCGCAUGUUGAACGCUCUGGGCCUGCAAAGUACCUCAAUUACAGAUGGGACGACACCAGUGAAUUUGUUAACUACUGCUCAUGGUUUAAUCGGUUCAGUGUUUGAGGGUUCUUCUCGUAAACGUGCUUCAGAGGUGUUAGGCAAUGUAGAUGGAAAAUGA
Messenger RNA from Schistosoma rodhaini, 225 nucleotides. NCBI's taxonomy places the organism in Eukaryota, Metazoa, Platyhelminthes, Trematoda, Strigeidida, Schistosomatidae. The record is from the annotation of a GenBank genome assembly.